Cataglyphis hispanica is the source of this 4623-nucleotide messenger RNA. RefSeq lists its product as uncharacterized. Gene Ontology annotation, molecular function: lipase activity. The transcript has 8 exons. Bases 913 to 4215 code for a protein of 1100 amino acids. The record is from RefSeq and is a predicted model, not a curated record. Lineage: Eukaryota; Metazoa; Arthropoda; Insecta; Hymenoptera; Formicidae. Gene Ontology annotation, biological process: lipid metabolic process.
UGGGCCUUGCUCGCAAACAACUCCGCUCUCUCUCUCCUCGUUUCUGUUCUGGCGCGCGUGAGGCGCGCUUCGAGUACCAUCGCACCGUGAAAAAUCGCAUCGCGAGUUUAUGCCGUUUCGAGAAAUCGAUUUCAGGCACGGUGAUCUUAUUAAAAAAAAAAAAAAGAAAAGAAAAGAACAGAGUCCGGAAGAUUAUUAAUGUGCAAAAUUGAUAACUUUUUUGAGAUUAGCCAGCGGCUGCCCCGGCAAGAGAACGUGAAACCUAGUGAAACCUAUUCGUUCACGAGUGAUCGCGUACCUGUGUCGCAAAUAUGUCAGGACGUUAGUAAUAAGAACGAGUUUGCGCAAGCGACGAAUUCGGAAUCCGAGGUUCUUUCGAGGAGAAAGCGGACGGCUGAUCGAGUAUACUCGAUGAAUGUACGCCGCAACGCAGCUUUUCCUAUUUCUUUCCUAUUUAAUCUCUUUUAACUGCAAAAAAAGAGGAAGAUAAACAGAAUGAAAAAAUCAUUCCAAUUUUGCGAUUUAAUCUUAUUACAUUAAUUGUUAAUUAAUUUCGGUUAUCGGAAAAUUGUCACGCAAACUUUCGAAAGAGUUCGUAUCAAUGGGACGAUUUCUUAAUAUCAAUGUAUUAGAAAAGGCGAAUAAAAAAUUGAUCUUGUAAGAAAAAGAGAAAAUUAUCUGGAUCGUGAGGAAAAUAAAGAUUUAUUCGGAUCUCUUUCCUGCAAAAAAAGAUAGAGCCUUUAGCUGUUCCUUGUUGAUCUUUUCGCCGAAUUGAGUAAGAACGCAAGCAGAAGACUAACUUGAUGUCUUCGUAUCAACCUGAUGCGAUCUACCGUGGCACGAUGGAUUUCUAACUGUCCAUAAUAAUGAUGGACUUUUAAAGAGGUUUCCGGGAUUGUCCAGAGACGUGAGAUGAUCGGCAAACUUCUUCUGACUCUUUGGAUAUUACAAUGGAUCAGUUUUAUCGCGGGACAGUUCGCGUCCUUAGACGACAGCGCGGACGAAAAGAACGACGCGGAAAUUUUUCGCGCAGUCGUCGAAUCAAUGAGGCAAUGGAAGCUUCACAAGAUGUUCCAUCACAGAAAGAAGAGAGAAGUGUCUAAGGUAUGUUACGAGGAUAUCGGUUGUUUUGAGGAUACCGGGCCUUUCAGUUAUCUGGAAAUGCUACCGUCACCGCCGAAGGAGGUCGGAACUAGAUUCCUCAUAUACGGAACUAGAAGGGCAAGAUCGAUCCCUAUGGAAGUGCCUGCUGACGAUAUAAAUGACAAUACACAUCGUGCCAUAGAUCCCACUCUACCCACGAUAAUAAUCGUGCAUGGAUUCGGAAGUCAUUGCCAGCACUUGUGGGUAUAUGAUAUGAGAUCAGCGUUAAUGAGCAUUCACGACUGCAAUAUAGUUUGUGUGGAUUGGGGUCCUGGUAGCGCUGUACCCAAUUAUGUGAGGGCAGCGGCCAAUACAAGACUGGUGGGUCGACAAUUGGCAAAAUUAAUUCGCAACUUAAAUGUGCCGUUGGAAAAGGUGCAUUUGAUAGGAUUUAGUUUGGGCGCUCAUGUUGCGGGAUUCGCCGGUGCUGAGCUAGGGAAUGUGUCUAGAAUAACAGGAUUAGAUCCUGCAGGACCACUUUUCGAGUCGCAGGAUCCGAGGGUUCGUCUGGAUGCGACGGAUGCAAAUUUCGUAGAUGUUAUUCACAGCAACGGCGAGCAGCUCAUCUUGGGCGGGCUUGGUUCUUGGCAGCCCAUGGGCGACGUGGAUUAUUAUCCGAAUGGCGGAAAAGUGCAAAGUGGAUGCUCAAACAUCUUCCUUGGCGCUGUUUCUGACAUCAUCUGGUCGAGCGCGGUCGAAGGAAAAUCGCUGUGCAAUCAUCGACGAGCAUAUAAGUUUUUCACCGAUUCCGUUAGCCCGAAAUGCCAAUUUCCGGCCUUUUCCUGCAAUGAGGGCUAUGAAGGCCUGUUGAAGGGCGAAUGUUUUCCCUGCACCAAGAACAGCAUGAAUCGAUCAUGCGGCAACAUGGGUUAUUAUAGCAACGAAUCAUCCGCCAGAGGAAAGCUAUACUUGAUGACCCGAGAAGAAGAGCCCUUUUGUGCUCAUCAGUAUCAGAUCAAGGUAUAUAACAGUCGCAACGAAAGGUCUGUCAAGAGCUACGGCAAGCUUCAGGUCAUGCUUGUUGGAAAAGACUCUUACAACGACACGUUCGCAAUGACCCGCAAGGAUGAAGAACUUUUGGUAGGAUCCAUUUUACAGAAAAUCGUUGUGCCACAUCCUGCGGUCAUUAAUAUUGAAGCAAUCGAAAUCAAGUACACGGCAUAUAGCGGCUGGAUAUCGUCUGGCUUAGUCUCUUGGACCAUCGACAAGGUGGCUAUUAUUGACAGUUUCGGCAAGACUCUAUCGAUUUGUAAGAAGGGCUUGAUCCUGGAAUCUGAUCGUCCAAUCUAUCUCCCCCUUUACCCCGGCGAAUGCAACAUUCCUUUGGACACUGACAAUUCCACCGUGCCCUCGAUAUUGCCGCUCGAACGUGUAGCGAUUGAGGAGAAACAGCAGCAGCCGGGCAGCAUAGGACCUUUCACGAAAGAGCAGAAUUAUGAAACAAAGGAUUCCGGAUACUCUGUAGAGAUUCUUUCGAUGGACAGAAUGGCACAGAGAAAAAAUCUCGGUCCGUUUACAAAGGAACAGAAUCUACGCGUUGUCGAGGUCGAGACGAUGUCCUUCACAGAGGAUGCGGAGAAGCGGCGCAAUAUCGCGAGUCCGUGGACUAUGCUAGACAUAUCGAAUGACGGUGAUUCGAAUUCAUUAGAGAACGCUGAUUUAGAACACGGACGAAGCUUCUCUGGCGCCAACCUGAUUUAUCACACUUCGAUGGUGCAGCGUGCCGCUGAGACUAACAUCACCUCUUCCACCACCAGCAGCACCACGACUACUACGGAGUUCCUGCCGGAGAUUAGGGAACCGGUACUACGUCCGAGUAAGAAGGAAACCGGCCGGUCGCUGAAAUUGCCGGAGAUUAUGGAACCGAUCCUGCAUCCGCGCGCCACUAGACAGAACACGCGAAACGAAGCGGUGUUGCAACAGUACGAUAGUCAGCAUGAUGAGAUACAGGAAACAUCGUCCACCUCCACCAGGUCGUUCACCGUGCAAUUCUUGCCCGAAAGAAUUGCGAACAUCCUAGCGCAGGCCGAACGAUACGCUCGGCAGACCAUACUGCCUUUCAUCUCACAGUAUACGCCGAGUUUCAUGACUGGGAUACGAUCUCACGAAGAGCCCAAAUAUUUUCCCUUUCUUGGUGACAUAACGCAACCGAAGAAUAUCGAUACUUCCAUCGAGAUCGACAAGACAAUCGAUCAGCAACAGAAUAGUGAUCAACUCUCUCGAAGAGGCAUCAACUAUAAAUCCGGCGAGCCUUCGUUCAGCCUUGUCGAAGAUAGGAGGCGUCACGAGGAAUCCAAGUCGAGGUCGCAAAUGGAGAACGGCGAAAACGUAAGUAACGAGUAUAGCGUGUUGAAAGCCGAAGCGCCGCCGGUGAUAGUCGAGGCUGUGUAUCCGGAGAAAGUAGCGGACGCUAAUUUCACCGAUCCAUCGGAGACGAGAGCGACCGAGAUUCGUCGCGAGGACGGUGAUUGGCGGCCGAUCGAUGAGUCUGCGAUCUCCUCGAAAAAAAUUCCAUCGCGAAGAGACUCGAAUGUCUCGCGUUCGUUGGACUGGUCGAUGAGCCAUAGCCGUGACUGGACUUUCUCGGUGGACGCGAAUUCAAAAGCCAAUGUCAAACUUGACGACGAUUGGAUACCGAUCACAUUCAAAAAUAACGCUGAAGAGUCGACGACUGCGCGAGGAACAACGUUAAAUGAAGAAACAGCGAAGGAAAGUGAUGCCAUCGAUAAUUCGCGGAAAUCUAUCCAAGAUAUAAUGUCUAACGAGACCACGACUGUCGCGAGCACAUACGAGAGAAAAUUUAUACCUCUGCUUGAUUUCGAGGAGACGACUAGUAGUUUGUUCUCGUCGACGAAUUCCAACGAUAUUCCGGAGCCCACGACAAUUGCUUCGCACAUUCAGAAAAUUCCAAGACACAAAACAAGUCUGAAGAGUGUCAAGAUGAUGACGAAAUCCACGAUGAUGUUCCCGUACGUGUACGAGCGAAGAAAUGAUCCUAGGACGAGAUAUAUACCGCUGAUCCCGGAAGAAGAUAUGGGCAAGCCUUAUCCGUACAUGGAAAGAGAUCGUUAAUAUUAUAUAAGCGAUGCAAACUCAUUGAAAAAUAAAACUCGAAAGAUUUUUCAAUGACAAAAGUUCGCAAAAAAUGGGUUUUUCAGUUUAUCUUCUAACGUGUUAUUUGAUAUUAUUCCGAUAAUUUCUUGUUUCUUUUCGAUAAAUUAAAUAAUUUUGCAUUAAUUUUAUUAAAUUGUUCCGUCAUUGCUUAUUAUAUAAAUAAGAAUAUAACCAUAAAAAAUUUAAGAGCUUGCUGGCGCUCAUCGAAGAACGAAAAAUUAUUUUUGGCGUUAUUUUAAUCAGAUGAGAAUAUUCGCAUGUAUAAUAUUUCUAUAGUAUCUUUUAAAAUGAAUACCAUGCGUUGCUUCUUUGUGAACAGAAUCGUGAAUGCAUGCUGUUAUUUUCAAAUAAAAUAAGUAGAUUUUG